UUUAUUUUAUAUGAAGAGCGAUACACCCUAUAAUAUUCAUAUCUAUACGCGUAUUUCAACUUAUUCAGUAAACCACCAAUUUUCAUUAUUUAAUUAGGUUUGAUUGCAGCAUAUGUACCCACAUACUGAUAAUGGACUUACAAUACAAAGGAUUACCUUCAUUAACCAACUCACGAACUGUUCAUAAUUCUUUAAAUUGCUUUAAUUUGAGUACCGAAAUACAAAUGUUUGUAGUUCAACCAAUGUAAAUAGCUACACACGCUCCAGUUCAAGUCUUUGCUCGAUCGCAGAAAAUGCAUUCCGAGAUGCGUAGUCGCAAUAGAUUUGAUAAAAAAAUUAUUUUGCUAUUUUUACAAAUCUUCUCCAAUGGUGUUGCGCAGAAAUUCUCUACUCUGCUGGAUGGAAGAAUAGUCGGUGGCCAGCUGACAACCAUAGAUCAAGUACCGUAUUUGUUGAAUUUGCGUCGUAAUGGUGAAUUCAUCUGUGGUGGCUCGUUAAUAACCAAACGUUGUGUACUCACAGCGGCCCAUUGUGUCAAAGGUGUGCCAUCUUCGAGCUUGACAGUGCAUGCUGGCGCUAGUCGACUUUCCGAGCCGGGCGUGACACGCCAAGUCGAACAGCAUUUCGUGUCGCCAUUCUACUCCACAGCGACAUUAGAUAUGGAUGUGGCAAUCUUAAAAUUAACCGAUACGUUAAGUGGACCAAGUAUUGCUACAAUUGGACUAUGCAAUACAACUCCUGGAAAUAAUGAGUUUGUAAAAAUUUCUGGUUGGGGUAUAACAGACGAAUAUAACAAUCAACCAUCCGAUCAGGUGCGCACGACGCAUGUGAGCGUCGUGGCUAAAAGUGAUUGCAUGCAGGCUUAUUUGGGUAAAGCAUUGUUAACGAGCACAAUGUUUUGUGCGACUAUACCAGGUGAAAGAGAUUCUUGCUCUGGCGAUUCUGGUGGACCGGUGGUAUACGACGGACGCGUUUGCGGUAUAGUUUCGUGGGGCUUCGGAUGUGCACGCAAGGAGUAUCCAGGAGUCUAUACCAAUGUGGCUAGUCGACGGGUAAACGCUUUCGUAAAACAAACUCUAAUGCAAAACUGCCACUAAUUAAAAAUAUUAUACUAUACACCCAUAUAUAAAUAUGAUGGUGUAUAAAUAUGUGUUAGAGAAUAAGAGAAUACUUAAUACAUACUUAGAGAGGUUAAGAAAAUGUUUUCGCAUACUAAAAUAUUAAAGUUAU
This is a messenger RNA of Anastrepha ludens (Mexican fruit fly), 1230 nucleotides long. Its product is annotated as trypsin beta-like. The record is from RefSeq and is a predicted model, not a curated record. The transcript has a single exon. Bases 294 to 1097 code for a protein of 267 amino acids. Gene Ontology annotation, molecular function: serine-type endopeptidase activity. Lineage: Eukaryota; Metazoa; Arthropoda; Insecta; Diptera; Tephritidae. Gene Ontology annotation, biological process: proteolysis.